Oryza brachyantha (malo sina) is the source of this 402-nucleotide messenger RNA. RefSeq names its product cortical cell-delineating protein-like. NCBI's taxonomy places the organism in Eukaryota, Viridiplantae, Streptophyta, Magnoliopsida, Poales, Poaceae. Bases 1 to 402 code for a protein of 133 amino acids. The transcript has a single exon. The record is from RefSeq and is a predicted model, not a curated record.
AUGGCAUCCACCAAGGUCGCUCCUCUUCUUGCACUGAGCAUUCUCCUCCUCGCCGUCGCCGUGCAUGGCUGUGAGCCCCACUGCUCCGGCGGCGGUCGGCCGGUCAUCCCGACGCCGCCCGUGGUGCCGACGCCGUCGUACCACCGCCAUGGCCGCUGCCCGAUCGACGCUCUGAAGCUGCGGGUGUGCGCCAACGUGCUGGGGUUGGUCGGCGUGAAGAUCGGGGCCGGCCCCGACGACUGCUGCCCGCUGCUCGACGGGCUCGUCGACCUCGACGCCGCCGUCUGCCUCUGCACCGCCAUCAAGGCCAACGUGCUGGGCCUCAACCUCAACGUCCCCGUCGACCUCAGCCUCAUCCUCAACCACUGCGGCAAGAUCUGCCCAUCCGACUUCACCUGCUAA